UUAGUUCUAAAUCUUGGCUUGUGUUCCUUGCUUUGAUAAAUUUUCAUCAUAGUUAAUUUUUUUCUUCUUCUUUGGAACGAUUUUAUCAUGUGGAUAUUGGCUACACUGCAUCCAGGGAGUUCUUAUAUUUCGUAGCCAAUAGCCUUACCUGGUGAUAAUGUUAUUUGGCCAUAACGAGUUUUGCUAUGCAUAAUUUUGUGCUCAAGUUUUGCAGGAUUCAGUUAUUUGUAUUGUUCCUUUGCAUACGGAUGGAAUUAAAGGCCGCGACUCUUUUAUAUAUGGAUUUAAACUAAUGCCUGUGGGGAUUUUUCAUGCACUUGCUUCCAAUCAACUCACAGUUUGACAAGCUUAUAAGACUAAAUUUCAAAAAACCUCGAUCUUUUACAAACUUAUUAUUUUUUAAACCACUCUACCCUGGUCAUUUCAUGAAAUUGCCAUUUUGUGAAAAAUAAAAUUAGAAGAUGGUAAAUUAUAAUAUGUUUCAACAGGUUUCUUUUUUAGAAAUUUCCCGGCUUGAAGGCUUUAAGCAAGAACUUGUUUCAGACUUCUCUCUUUUCUCCCUUUUAAACAGAUGUUUCUCAAGCACUAUUUCAUAACGCUAUGCCACUUCAGCUCUUGGAAUUUUAGUAAAAUUCCAAUUUUGCUAGAAAGUAUCUUCUAAGAUGCCAAAUAUUGUUCUGUACAGAAAAGAUAGUUUCUUGCCAAUUUAUGGAUAUGGAUGCAUCAAGGCUAUGGUAUGACUUGAAAACUUAUAAAUAAUUUGGUGAUUUUCCUGUGGGAAGAGAUUUUGUUACACUUGUAAGAUGUGUUUACAUCCAACGGAAUGACGGACUAAAAUGAAUUGCUGGUAUGUCAAAUGAAUUGCUGAGUAAACUUCAGUACCCAUGAAUUGCAUAAUGGCUUACUUUGCUAAUUGUUAUUUAGCUAAGUCAUGAUCUAUGAGAGAUUAUUACUCGAAUAUUUUUUGAACCAAAAAAUUUCUAUUUUUACUCUUGAAUAGCUAUUACUGGUGGAAGGGUGAUUUUAUACUGUAUACAACUUCUGACUAUGCAACCAUACCGUCAUAUUUACUACUUGUCUUAAAUUUAGUACUAACACAGUUCCACAGUUGUCAUUAUAAUUUUAAUGGUGCGACAACAACAUUUAGUUAAUAAUUCUUAAGCCAAGAUGUCAUAACUCUUUAAGUGUGGUUUCUUACACGUUGACGAACUUUCAAUUCUGUUAUGUUUCCUGUUAUUAUUAUUUUUUUUAUGUAUCAUUAUUACUUUUGUAAUUGAUAUAUAUAUCUCCACACAAGUCUUAACCUGUUUCUGCAUCUGGGCCUUUUAUUUCUCUUAUUAUGUCCGCUUUUAGCAGGUGGGAAGUGAGCAGCUUGGCAGGGCAUUAUUUUAUGGUAUGAUAGGAAAAUUAUCUGACCACAUUUGAGAGGGAUCUAACAAUAUUUCUUAAAUUAGUGUUGACUGUUCAUUUGCCCUUAUCAAGAAGGCUGAGGAAUUUAUUGUGGGCGACAUCCAAGCAUGAUGUAUACCUUAUGCAAAACUACUCGGUGAUGCAUUGGUCCUCAUUACAACAAAGGGGUAAAGAAGUUUUUAAUGUGGCCACACCCAUAGUUCCGACCCUUGAGUGCCCUGGACUUUUAGCUCGGCCCGUCUACAGAGUUCAAAUAAGCACCAUGGUAGUCAAGGAAAAUUUGGUGGUGGCAGGUGGUUUUCAUGGCGAGCUCGUUUGCAAGAAUUUGCGGCAUCCUGGUGUUGCAUUCUGCAGUAAAAUAACUCCUGGUAAUGCCAUAACCAAUGCUGUUGAUGUUUACCGCCAUCCAAGUGGGUCGCUGAGGGUUGUUGCAGCAAAUAAUGAUUCCCAAGUUCAGACGUUCGAUGCAGAAAAUUUUGCUUCCGUGGGUUGUUUUCAAUAUGAUUGGUCUGUUAAUAAUACUUCUGUCAGUCCAGAUGGCAGGUUGAUGGCUAUUCUUGGUGACAGUGCUGAGUGCUUGUUAGCUGAUGCCAACUCCGGGAAGGUUGUUGGGAGCCUAAAAGGGCACUUGGACUACUCUUUCUCGUCUGCUUGGCACCCAGAUGGAAGAAUAUUGGCUACGGGGAACCAGGACACAACAUGCAGGUUAUGGGACAUAAGGAACCUUUCAGAAUCCGUAGGUGUGCUCAAGGGAAGAAUGGGUGCAAUAAGAGCCUUAAGGUUCACAUCUGAUGGGAAGUUCUUGGCCAUGGCUGAGCCAGCAGACUUUGUCCAUAUAUUUGACUCCAAGUCUGGCUAUGUGCAAGCUCAAGAGAUUGAUCUAUUUGGUGAAAUUGCUGGGAUAUCCUUUAGCCCGGACACGGAGGCCUUAUUUAUUGGUAUUGCCGACCGUACCUAUGGAAGCUUGUUAGAGUUCAUCAGAAAACGUGACAAUAAUUACCUUGCCUCUAUGUUUUAAUUGAGUGGAGUGUUCCUUCAGAUAUACAGCAAGCUACACUCCAUGUGCAUGCAAAUAAGUUUUUAUGCAAUGGGUUAUUUGCUGUUCAAUUUUAUAAGCAAAGUUGUAAAUUUUGGUCUCUAGGCAGCUGCUGCUUAUCUGAGAGAGAGCUCGAGUAGAUUAUGAGCUUUUUUUUUUUUCUUUUUUUUUUGUGUGUGUGUAUAAAUAUAGCCUUGAUUGCUAUUGUAUAUCGGAGACAAUAGAAUCGAGUAAUAAUAUUUAUAGUUAUUAGUUAUAUUAUCUGAGAGAGCGCUCCAGUAGUAUAAAUAAUUAAAUAUAGCCUUGAUUGCUAUUGUAUAUUGUAUAUCGGUGACAAUAGAAUCGAGCAAUGAUAUUCAUAGAUAAAUAUCA
Molecule: messenger RNA, 2818 nt
Organism: Arachis ipaensis
Lineage: Eukaryota; Viridiplantae; Streptophyta; Magnoliopsida; Fabales; Fabaceae
Source: RefSeq, a predicted model, not a curated record